AUGGCAGAGAUAACUAAUUUGAGGAUAAUAAGCAGUGAUCCUGUCAAGAGUAGCAAGCUUACCAUGAACAGCCAACCAAAGGAUGAAACUGGCUCUAGGAAUAUUAUUGGUAUGAAUGUUACAUCUGUACUUAUAAUAUGGAAGGCAUUGAUGUGCUUUACCGGCAGUGAAUCUCCUGUUGUUGUUGUCUUCUCUGGAAUUCUUUGGAGGCCAUUUGGAUUUGCAGUGCUUAGACCAAGGAUUCACCGCCACCACCACACACAUGGCUUGAGAUUUGAGGAAGAAGAGGGAGCACAAUACCUCUCAGGGUUGGAAGAUAGAAUGCCAUUUCUUCAGAUGCUACAAAGCAUUGAUUUCCCUCCUAAUUUCACUCCAAAAGAGCCAAGCUUUCAACCGUUGUUGAGACAUCACCUCAACAACACCACUACAACAGCAUGGCCGAAAAUGGAAAGUACCAAAAAUGCCCAAAUUCACACACUUGGGGAACUUGAAAGCUGUGUAACUCAAGACAAUCAACAACAGUUGUAUUCACCAGCAAAUUCUGAAGGACAAGACCCUCACCAAAACAACCCACUUUCUGGUACUGUUGAGGUUGGUGGUGGUGGUGGUGGUGUUGUGAGCUCAGAUUGCAACCAAAAACUGCAACAACUCAACUCAGCAAAAAUGAGUCCUAUCCAGACACAGACCCACUUAACCAAAACCGCUUCUUCUCCGGCCACCCGAGAGAGACAAAAGCGUAAGAGAACAAGACCAACCAAGAACAAAGAGGAGGUAGAGAGCCAGAGAAUGACCCACAUUGCUGUUGAGCGCAACCGCAGAUGCCAAAUGAAUGAUCAUCUCAAUGUUCUCAGAUCCCUCAUGCCGCCUUCCUACAUCCAAAGGGGUGACCAAGCUUCCAUCGUUGGGGGAGCAAUAGACUUUGUGAAGGAGUUGGAGCAGCACCUUCAGUCCCUUGAAGCACAAAAGAGAACGAGAAGAGCUGAAGGCUUUACCAACACCAAUGUUGACCCUAACAAUAACAACUCCAUGACCUCAUCUUCACCAUCUUCAUCAUCAACCAUGACAAUGCCUUCAAAUGGGAUGUUCAUGUCUCUCUCCCAAUGCAGAAUUGGGUCUACUGAGGAAGGAAACACUUGUGGGGAUGAUGGAGUCACCGCACAAAACAAGUCUGAGGCUGCAGAAGUAGAUGUCACAGUGAUCCAAACUCAUGUGAACUUGAAGGUCCAGUGUCAAAAGAGGCCUGGCCAGUUGGUGAGAGCCCUUGUUGCAAUUGAAGAUAUCAGGCUAACAGUUUUGCACCUCAACAUUACUUCUUCAGAAGACGAGGUGCUUUACUCUUUCAAUCUCAAGAUUGAGGAGGGAUGUAAGUUAGGAUCAGCAGAUGAUAUUGCUAGAGCAGUACAUUAAUUAUUCAGCUUCAUCAAUGGAAGCUGAUUUCUUCAACGACUCGAAUAGGUUUUGCUAGCCUCGGAUACACUGAAGUUGUAAUUGACCAAAACUGAACAUUUGUCUAAGAUUAUAUGGGAGUG
Fragaria vesca subsp. vesca is the source of this 1529-nucleotide messenger RNA. RefSeq names its product transcription factor bHLH70-like. The record is from RefSeq and is a predicted model, not a curated record. Gene Ontology annotation, molecular function: protein dimerization activity; DNA-binding transcription factor activity. Bases 1 to 1407 code for a protein of 468 amino acids. NCBI's taxonomy places the organism in Eukaryota, Viridiplantae, Streptophyta, Magnoliopsida, Rosales, Rosaceae. The transcript has 5 exons. Gene Ontology annotation, biological process: guard cell differentiation.